Manduca sexta (tobacco hornworm) is the source of this 1604-nucleotide messenger RNA. Its product is annotated as inosine-5'-monophosphate dehydrogenase-like. Gene Ontology annotation, biological process: GTP biosynthetic process. The record is from RefSeq and is a predicted model, not a curated record. Gene Ontology annotation, molecular function: IMP dehydrogenase activity. Gene Ontology annotation, cellular component: cytoplasm. NCBI's taxonomy places the organism in Eukaryota, Metazoa, Arthropoda, Insecta, Lepidoptera, Sphingidae.
GCCUUACGUAUAACGACUUUUGUUGCUUCCCGGAUACAUAGACUUCACUGCAGAAGAAGUUGAUUUAACGUCCCCGCUCACUAAGAAGAUCAACUUGAAAUCACCCCUGGUUUCUACGCCCAUGGACACCGUGACCGAGGCGGACAUGGCCAUUUCUAUGGCCUUAUGCGGCGGUAUAGGCAUCAUUCAUCACAACUGCACACCUGACUACCAAGCCAAUGAGGUACACAAAGUUAAAAAGUACAAACAUGGCUUCAUCAGAGACCCGGUUUGUAUGGGGGCCGAGAACACUGUGGCCGAUGUCCUGGAGGCUAAGAAGAAGAAUGGAUUUACAGGCUAUCCUAUUACAGAGAAUGGUAAACUAGGUGGCCGACUUAUUGGCAUUGUCACAUCUAGAGACAUUGAUUUCAGGGAGGGAUCGCCACAACUCAGUCUGAAGGAAGUGAUGACGCCUAUACAAGAUAUGAUUACGGCACAGUCAGGAGUCACCCUUCAAGAUGCUAAUUACAUUCUGGAGAAGAGCAAAAAAGGAAAGUUACCUAUUAUUAAUGGAGAUGGUGAGCUUGUAGCGCUCAUUGCAAGAACAGACUUAAAGAAAGCUCGCAGCUAUCCAAACGCUUCAAAAGACUCCAAUAAACAACUGCUGGUGGGAGCUGCUAUUGGUACUAGAGAAGCUGAUAAGAGCCGCCUCCAACUAUUAGUUAACAAUGGGGUAGACGUCAUUGUGCUAGAUUCAUCACAAGGAAACUCAAUAUAUCAAAUAGAGAUGAUAAAAUUCAUUAAGAAAACUUAUCCCAACAUCCAAGUUGUAGGAGGGAAUGUUGUUACCAGAAUGCAGGCAAGAAAUCUUAUUGAUGCUGGAGUUGAUGCUCUAAGGGUUGGAAUGGGAAGUGGUUCUAUUUGCAUAACACAGGAGGUGAUGGCAUGCGGAUGCCCUCAAGCUACAGCUGUAUACCAAGUUGCAUCUUAUGCGAAACAAUUCAAUGUGCCAGUUAUAGCUGAUGGAGGCAUCCAGUCAGUUGGGCACAUCAUAAAAUCCCUCGCCUUAGGAGCAUCAACAGUAAUGAUGGGCUCUCUGCUAGCUGGCACAUCUGAAGCACCCGGAGAAUACUUCUUCUCAGAUGGAGUGAGGCUGAAGAAAUACAGAGGAAUGGGCAGCUUGGAAGCUAUGGAAAAUAAGGAUGGUAAAGGAUCAGCGAUGAGUCGCUACUUCCACAAAGAAUCUGAUAAACACAGAGUCGCCCAGGGAGUGAGUGGCAGCAUAGUCGACAAAGGGUCGGUGCUUCGUUUCCUGCCAUACCUUCAAGCUGGCAUGCAGCACAGUUGCCAGGAUCUUGGUGCACGCUCUGUUGCCAAAUUACGUGAAAUGAGUUAUUCUGGAGAUCUGCGAUUUAUGAAGAGGACAUAUUCUGCUCAACUUGAGGGCAAUGUACAUGGUCUAUUCUCAUAUGAAAACGGUUAUUUUAGUAUAAAUGGAAUAUUUUAAAACUUUAAAUUGUAUCCUUAUUUGACGUAAAAAAGAUUUGUAAGUAAUGUUAAUGGAAUCUGCUUUAUUUGUAUAUUGGUCUUUGAGACUAAGAGUAAAGGAAAUUAUUAUAAGGAGA